Molecule: messenger RNA, 793 nt
Organism: Staurois parvus
Lineage: Eukaryota; Metazoa; Chordata; Amphibia; Anura; Ranidae
Source: the annotation of a GenBank genome assembly
AUUGGACGAUUAGUCAUUGGUCAGAAUGGAUUGUUGUCUACUCCUGCUGUGUCCUGCAUCAUUCGGAAAAUCAAGGCAAUUGGUGGAAUUGUUCUGACAGCUAGCCACAAUCCUGGUGGGCCUGGUGGAGACUUUGGAAUCAAGUUUAAUGUUGCCAAUGGAGGUCCUGCUCCUGAUACUGUAACAGACAAAAUUUUUCAGAUCAGUAAAACUAUAGAAGAGUAUGCUAUUUGUCCUGACCUGCGUGUUGACCUCUCAAGGGUGGGAAGACAGGAGUUUGACCUGGAAAAUAAAUUUAAGCCAUUUAGAGUUGAAGUGGUGGAUUCAGUGGAGGUAUACCUCAAUUUACUCAGAACACUUUUUGACUUUAAUGCUAUAAAAAAGCUUGCUUACUGGACCCAACCAACUGAAGAUAAGAAUUGACGCCAUGAAUGGAGUAAUGGGUCCAUAUGUCCGACGAAUUUUGUGUGAUGAAUUAGGAGCACCUGCCAACUCUGCAGUCAACUGUGUCCCCCUUGAAGAUUUUGGUGGGCAGUAUCCUGACCCUAACUUAACAUAUGCCACUGGGCUUCUGGAGGUUAUGAAGGGAGGGGAACAUGGAUUUGGAGCUGCAUUUGAUGCUGACGGAGACAGAUACAUGAUUUUAGGACAAAAUGGAUUCUUCGUGAACCCUUCUGAUUCCUUAGCAGUAAUUGCUGCCAACCUCUCCUGUAUACCCUACUUUCGGCAAAUGGGAGUUCGAGGUUUUGGGAGAAGUAUGCCAACAAGUACAGCCAUAGACAGGUUGGUAACC